ACAGAAACAAGAGGAUAUAUAUAGGAAGUGGGAGGAGUUUAAAGCUUUACAACGAGAAGACAAAUUCAGCUACUUGGAACAAAAAGUUGCACUGCAGCGAGAAUUAAUUCAAGCUUACGACGACCUUUUCCUUGAGAGGCGAAUUAAAGCUGACAGAAAACUUCACAAGUGGCAAAAUGAAUUCUGAAGAAAAUGAAAAUCUGAGGAAAUCGGACCUACAAAAGAAGAAGGAAACAGAAGAAGCUCUGGUACAGAUAUGCAAGGAUGAAUUAGGUAAAGACAAGGAAGAGCAACUGACCAGAAGAGCCCAAGAGAGGGCAGCAGAGAGGAAAAAGCAGAAAGAUGAGAAAGAGCAAGCUGAAAGCGGAGAUGCCACAGUAGGAGGUGAGGAUGUUCCACCAAGCCCAGGUGGACAACGGGUAGGAAGCAGAAGGGUGUCAAUGGAUAGAAGAAUGUCAGAAGAUAGUGUCUUUGAGCCUCAUGAUGCUACAGGUACUCUCAUGGAAGAACCAGAGGAUACCAUUCAAGAAGAGCUGACAUUUGAUCAAUUGCCUCUUCACAAGCAACGGUUGUACACUCUCUUUGGUCAGGAUGAGGCUGAAUAUUUCCUUCAUCCAAGAAUUGAACCUGAGCGUAGAAAGGUCAUCAGAAUGCCACAUGCUGUAAAGUCACUGGGAGGGCGAGUUGGAGCUCAUACCUUGUGGAAUACAUUAAGAGACAGGUCACAGAUCAAACUGAAGUAUGCAGAUGCUCGUAUUCCUCUAGAACUAAAGGAUGCAUACGGAGCAUUUGUUAGAGAAUGCCUGACAAAGAACAAGACAGUAGCAAAGAGGAGUUUCUACAGCGAGACGGAGGUACCAGAGAAUGAGAAGCUACAGGACAACAGCUACAAGGAUCGAGUGAAAGAGACCCAGAGACGUAUGGAGCUCAUGUACCGUGCUGCAUUAGCUAAUGAAGAUAAGACUGGUGUACUCCUAUACAACAAUCCCAUGCCGGACUUCAAUAACUUUGAAGGCCAUGAAGGACCUCUUAGAUACCUCCCAUCCUGGCUUCAAGUGGACGAUGACAGUGAGGAAGGCUCAGAAUUUGAUAAAAGCUACAAGAAGUGGUUAACGAGUGCCUCUGAUAUGGAAAUACAACCUUUACAGUUUGAAGACAACUUUCAAAGUUAUGAUAUAGACAUGGUUCAGGAUUCCAACAACCAAGAAAAAGAAGCAAAUAAUGAUGAACAAUUCUUCAAUGACUUGGACUACGAAGAUGGCCAGACCGGUGAUCGCUCUGUUAGCUCUUUCUCCCUGCCUGACAUGAUCCUAGGAGGUGAUGAAGACACAGGUUAUCCUCGACCAAACCAAGACCGACCUAACCAGACAACCAGCAACCAAGACCCUCAGCUCCUACCAGGCAAUGAUUCAGGCAGUGAUGGACUGGAUUUAGAAGGAGUCAAGAAAGAGAAGAAAACUAAACUUGUCUUCUUGACCGAGAAGGAAGCAACAUGUGAAGGGCAUUUCCUUGAGAAUCUUGCAGCCAAGGAGAAAAAUAAAUCUGAGAUGGUGACAGGAGCUAGUGUAGAGGCUGCAGUAUCAGAUACUAAGACACCAAGAGAAGGUCAAAGUUCAAGUAGAAGUGGAAAGCCAAAGGUCCGCUCCCUCACGGCACCAGCAACUUUGGGUAAAGCGGAAGACACCACACCAAGCACUGCAAGGACUUCAGGGACAGGAGGUACAAGACAGGGUCGUAGUUCUAGGCCUACCAAAGGACCUGGAUGGGAACCACUGACUAUGACAGCUCUUAAUGAUCAUAAACCAGCCAUACAGUUGUUUGGAGGAGGUGACUUUGCUCAUGGUAGUGAGUUCUUGUGGAAGCCAGUUCUAUCAACUACAACAGCUACAAAAGGAUCAUAAUUGGAUGCACCAUGGUAGAUAGGAACCAAUGAGGUCUGUUUAGGAGUCUAUAGGCGCUGUCACACUUAGCUGUUUCAGCCAGUGUAUGUUGUCAUACAUAUGGCAAGCCAUUUCACCAUUCAAUCCUAUUUACUGAUAUCAAUGUAAUUCAAUUUUUUAUAUAAAGAAGUUGAAUAAUUGCUAUCACAAACUUAUUCUUGAUUUCAAGAAAAAAAAAAAUUCUAAAUAAAUGCCAUUCGUUUCUUGCUAAUAAAUGUCCAGUCUUGAUAUAUUAAAUGGUAUAUAGAAUGGCUUGUCAUAUGUACAUUGGCAUAAUUAUGCUGGCAAGAAAAUCCUGUGUGACAGCCUCUUAAAAGAGGUGAGUUAGCUCUUGGAUUUUAUAGUGAGCUUUUGUGGAAGCCAAUUCUUUCCACGAUUACAGUUACACACAAUUUAUAGCUAACACACUUACUAAGGAAGAUAAGUUUUUGAUGAAAUGAAUUCAUGGUGUCAGUAAGGAUAAAUUGUCUAUAGUCAUUAAAAGAAUUCACUUUUAGAAUCAAAGAUUUUACAAAUUACUUCCAAAUCAUAGAUACUGUAUGGUAGGGCAACAUCAUGAACAAGAAAAUGCAUCUAUUAUUGUAUUUUUGUGUGACUUAAACAAAAUGAAAAAAGGAUGAUUUAGAUCUCUGGGCCCUGUCUUACAAAGAGUUACAAUAGAUUCACAUUAAACCUGCGAUUGGUUUAGAAUACCUAUCUAUUAACUACACAGAAUUUAUUCAAUUGUAAUUUGAGUUUAAUUUGAAUCUUUCUCAAUUCUUUGUAAAAUGGGCGACAUUGCAUUAAACUUACCAUUGAUGAUAAAUUUGCCAUCACUACUAAUUUUGAUAGAAAGUUUGAUUGUCAUUGGAUGUCAAACUGUAUUGACAUGUAGGUUGCCAUUGAUGAUCAGUCUAAUGCAACAGGCCAAAUAUAUAAACUAUAUUGUUCAUUCACCUUGUUAUUGGUAACUCCUUUUCUGAAUCAAUUGCAUUCUGUUCAAAGCUAAAUAUCCAAAGAUGGUUUGUUAUUGGUAUUGAUAUCUUUGUCUUUCUAUUCUUCAAAGAGUAUAUCACUCUUGAUAUUCCGUCCAUCAUUGUUGAUGUACUUCCAAGGUAAGAAACAGAUCAGUAUGAAGUUAAAAAAACAUUUCAACAAAUGUAAAUACAGAUGUAUAAUUAUGUUGUAAAUAUAUUUUUUAAAUAGUUCUAUAUUUUAAAAUUAUCAACUCGUAUUGUAUAGGGCAAUGAAUUGUUACGGUAAAGCUUUGAAGUGAGAAAUGCAGAUUUUUGUUACACCAUAUCAUCAAUAUCUGCUUUUUUAUAGUUUGAAGUGUAGAUCAUACACACCCACUUGUCUUUAUUUUACUUUCAAUGACUGUAUGCAGCAUAAAUAAUGUUAUAUUGGGUUUUUGUUGAUCUUGAAAAAUCAAUGUAUUUCCACUCUAUGAUUUCUAUAGGAUUCUUAUUUAUAUUCUUUAUAUUCUAGGUUCCUGUUUCAUACAUUUUGUCAACAAUAUAAAUCCCAUGACCUGUGAAUGAACAGUUAGAAUCCUUCCAUUUGAUUGGCAUAGAGCAAUUAUUGAUAUAGAACCAUAGCAUUUGGCUGGGGGGGGGGGGGGGGGGACGUGCCGCUUUGAUGACUCCCCUUUUUCAGACGUAAUUUUCAGUUCUCUAGAUACUCUGAAUGACAAAAGUUCCAUUCUGAAGCCCCCCCCCCCCGCUCGCAAGACCCCCAUUACGACACAUCUCAGUUCCCUAGCCCUGCCAAAAUUGUUCAGCGAGAGCUAGAGCUGCACGCACGGCUUCACAACUCCCUCUGCUAGCAGCUCCAUGCACUGCUAGUGCCCACAUAUACAUACACAGCGCUAGUUUGCACCUUACCUACUGUACCGCGAUCCCGUUCUGUAGACCCUGUUUUUUACACCGCCCAGUACCAUAUUCAGUUCCCAAGACCCUGUAUUUUACCCUUGUGGUCAGUUUCUUAGACCCUCAUUUCAGGGUUUUGUGAGGCACACCCCCAUCAAAAUAUUAAGUUGAGUGCUCCCCACCCCCUCCCCCCGAGGCAUUUGGUGUUGUGAAUGUAUAUGCAACAGGAUCCCUCAAGUGUUGGGAAGUAGUUUGUUAACCAACAGAAUACAUUGAAAAUGCUGACUGCAAUUUGUAAAUAUUCUUGGGUUUUUAUUGCUGAUACAUUUGCAACGUUUGUGAUUUUCUUUGAAUAUAUCUUUUUAUAGAUUUUGUUGGCAUCAAUCUAUUUGGGAAAGGAAUAAUGUACUUUUUAUUGGCAUAUCUCAAGAAACAUGCUUAUAAAUUAUUUCAAGAAAAUAAAGGAUUUGGUGAGAAAUAUCUUGAGGUGGGAAGCAUUACAAAGCUAUUGAAUUUAUAUCUUUUUAAAGACAGUAUUUUGAUUACUCCAGUCAUGCCAGAUAUAAUGGAGUCUCCAGUCUAAAUUGUUUACUUUUUGUGUUGUGAAGGAAAUUUUGGGCUCCUUUUGUUUGAAAUUAUUGUUUGUAAUGCAUCAUGCAUUAUGUCUUGUAGUGAUCUGCAACUCCCAUUUAAUAUUGUUUGUGAAUAAAGAUGUAUUAAGUUUAA
Molecule: messenger RNA, 4513 nt
Organism: Lytechinus pictus (painted urchin)
Lineage: Eukaryota; Metazoa; Echinodermata; Echinoidea; Temnopleuroida; Toxopneustidae
Exons: 10
Coding region: 177-1901 (574 amino acids)
Source: RefSeq, a predicted model, not a curated record